Molecule: messenger RNA, 5814 nt
Organism: Drosophila arizonae
Lineage: Eukaryota; Metazoa; Arthropoda; Insecta; Diptera; Drosophilidae
Source: RefSeq, a predicted model, not a curated record
CCAAACACUUCAAUUCAGCACAAAUUUCGACUGGCAAAGAAUUCGUAAUUUUUUUUUUUUUUCAGGCUAAAACUCAAUAGCAAAAUUCUUUGGAAGCAUCGCAUGUUACCAUGUCGAAUCCGCAUUGUAAAACGCCCAGCGGACAGUCGCCACAAAAUGAUUUAGUGAAUACGCCAGAGCAUUUCCAUCCCGGAUACUGCGGACAACCGCGUAAAUAUGAUCCCCGGGAGUUUGGUUUGACCGGCAACGAGGAAUGGCGUAAUCCCCGCAUGUUUCGCAACAUGACAUAUCAAACUGACGCUGAGGCAAUGAAUGCGAUGCGGAUGGCCCAACCGCGUAGACCCAUGUAUCGUCCAACUGAAACUUCCAUUGUGAACAAUUUAACAGACGAAUGUUUGGCUGAUGUCUCGGCGCCGCAGUUCGAAAUGAGUAUGCCAUCGCCAAUGUCUGGUUCGUGUGGAGAAUACCUGGAUAAUGUAACACCGCCACAAUUGUGCACCACGGCAGACUCGAGUGUGAGUGAAAAAGAUAGCAAUAACUGUUCGGGUAGCAUACAGCAGAGGGUUGUGCAUGAUUUUAGCCAGCUGAGCGCUUGCGACUAUGAUCUAUUGCCAGCAGGGAAUUGCCGAGAUCCAGAUCAAAAUUCAAUGCCCGAUCAAAAGUUCGACAAAUGCAGCACAGAAAAGAAUAAUAAUAUCUUAACUACCACGGUUCGCACAAUUACGACGCAACGGGAUCAAUCCGGAAAGGUGACAAGUCGUGUUGAGGAGACGAGCACGGUAUCCAAUGAUCAAGGGGCUAAUUUGGAUAACACCCCUGUGUGCUGUCCAGGACAGGGUCCUGCAGCCGGACGACAUCUUCAAUUUUGCAAUAUGCCAGAUCAGAGCGAGAACUUAGCAGACAUCUCAAUGCCCCCAUUCUAUGACAAUAGCCACCCAGCGAUGAGCACUCGUAUAGCUCAGAGGUCGAUGGAUCAAAGUGCUUGCCUCGAAAAUAUCAGUGCGCCCUCCUUCGCCGACAGCAAUCUGGCAGACGUAUCCAUGCCGAGUGGCAUUUGUGGUGCGAAUGGUGACUCGAUCCGGCAGCCAACGCAAUAUACCAAUGAAUGCUUGAACAAUGUCUCGAUGCCAAGCUGUAUGGGAUCUUCUGGUGCAUCGCGACGACAAGUUACCCAGAUGUCGCAUGAUCGCUUGGAAGAUAUAUCAAUGCCUUCAUUUGGCAACGUGUCCAGAGUACCGAAUAGGCAAGCAGGCUAUAUGACCAGUGAAUGCUUAAACGACGUCAGUGCUCCGUCGUUUGGAUCUAGUCCUGCUCGCAGUAGAGUGUAUCGCAGCCAACCAAGAUCGAUGCUAGCACAGAGUAAUUUAAACUCAACAGUUCUGGACGACAUCAGUAUGCCCUCCUUCGAGGGGACAUCAUGUGCUACAGCUAGAUCAAUGCAGCAACGUUCGAUGAAAUCGCAGAAUAUUUGUGACACAUCAGCCCCAUCGUACGUAUCGUAUGGACAGGGUCCAGGUUCUGGUGAAUGCUUGGAGAACAUAUCAAUGCCAAUGUAUGGCUACAGUGGACGAGCACAAAUGACAAAUGAAUGUUUGGAGGAAGUCACGAUGCCAUCGUUUGAAUGUUCCACAAAUAAUCAGUUCAUUGAAGAUAUUAGUAUGCCGACAUUUGGUGGAGUAUCGUAUGCAUCCCAAGGGCGAACACCGACACGUCAACAGUAUUCGAUGCCGGCGAAAUCGAUGUGCUGCUCAAUGGAGCCGUGCUUUCAAAACGAUCAACAAGAAUAUUUAGAUCAAGUAACUAUGCCGUCCUUUGGAAACUCUACACGAGGACCGAUGCCCAGUGAGUGUUUGACAGAUAUCAGCAUGCCUUCUUUUGGCGGGGUAUCCGGUGCAUCGAGAGGUAGAACACCGUCGUGUCAACAGCGCUCGAUGGCAGCCCAAAAUAUGUGUAAUAUAUCAGGCCCAAUAUAUGAAAGUAGCCGAGUGGGACAAAUGACUAAUGAAUGCUUAGAUGACGUCACCCAACCCUCCUAUGGAAACAGCGGUAGAGAGGUGUCUUAUAGCCAGUUUAUAGAGGAAAUGAGUAUGCCGUCGUUUGGUGGAGUGUCUGGAGCUUCAAGGCCCAGAACUCCAACACGGCAGCAACAGCAAUCAAUGGCUUCUCAAAAUAUCUGUGAUAUAUCUGCACCGUCCUUUGCUGGCAGUGGACGUGGAACAAUCAGUAACGAAUACUCGGGUAAAGAGGUUUGUUAUAGUCCGUGCUUGGAAGAAGAGAGUAUGCCCUCUUUCGGUGGAGUGUCAGGAGUUUCAAGGCCCAGGACUCCAACACGACAGCAACAGCAAUCAAUGGCUUCUCAAAAUAUCUGUGAUGUAUCGGCACCGUCUUUUGCCAGCAGUGGACGCCAGCUACAGACAACACCUUCUCAGAAUAUCUGUGAUGUAUCGGCACCGUCCUUUGCUAGUAGUGGCCGUCGGCAGCAACAGCAAUCGAUGCCUUCUCAGAAUAUCUGUGAUGUAUCGGCACCGUCCUUUGCUAGUAGCGGACGCCAGCAGCAGUCAAUGGCAACUCAGAAUAUCUGUGAUAUAUCAGCUCCAUCUUUUAAUAGCAGUGGACGUUGUGCAUCGAAAAGUGAAUGCUUGGAAAAUGUGACAAUGCCAUCAGGUGUAGCGGUAUCGACAUCAUCCAGAAGGCAACGGACUUCAAUCGCGGAAUGUUUGGACAAUGUUAGUGCACCGUCGUUUGCACACAGCACGCUGCGCAGCCGGUCACCGCAACGUCGGCAAAGGUCAAGGCAAAAUGAUAGCGGGGAAAAAUGUCAAACGACAACGACAACUUCUGAGAUCAUAGAUGAAAUUAGCAUGCCUACCUGUGGCGAUGUAUCGGGAUCCUCAAAAGCGAAAACUCCAAUACGUCAAAAGCGAUCGAUAACAACGAAGACUGUUUGUAAGAGCUCAACACCAGCAUCUCGUAGUCGUGGACCAAUGAAUAGUACGGCUGAAUGUAUAGCUGCAAGAGGGCAAACACCAAAACGAAGGCAACAAACGAUGACCUCUCAAAAUAUCUGUGACAUCUCUGCCCCAUCAUUGGAAAGCUGCGGAACAGGAGGACUGACAAAUGAAUGUUUGAAUGAUAUAUCAAUGCCGUCAUACGGUGCGUCCUUGGAGUGCUCAAGGCCAAACACUUGUGCUUCCGAAUGCUUGAACGAUGUUAGUGCACCCUCCUUUGCGCAGAGCAUUUCUCGCGGAAGUUCACAUCGUCAGCAAAUGGCACUUUCGAAUGCCUGCAAAUCGGGCACAGGAGACAUGAGUAAUGGCUACAUAAUGGAUAUCAGUAUGCCAUCAUUUGGAGGAAUAUCGGGUGCGUCUAGGCAGCGUACCCUCAACCAGCAGCAACAACAGUGUUCGAUGCCGUCCCAAAAUAUCUGUGACAUCUCACCUGUAUCGUACGCAAGCAGUGGACGUGGAAAUACAAUGACCAAUGAGUGCUUAUACGACGUAAGCAUGCCGUCGUUUGCGGAAGUAUCGGGCUCAUCGCAACGACAGCAGACCAUGCCGUCAGAGUGCUUGAACGAUGUGAGCGCACCAUCGUUCACUAGGACUAUGCCAUCACAAGUCGCGCAAAGAUCUAUCCAGAAUCGCUCAGAUCAAUGUCGGCUGCAGGACAUGAGCAUGCCUUCAUUCGCGGAUGUAUCGGGCGUCUCGAGAGCACGAACACUGAGCCGACAACAGCGUUCGAUGCGCGGUAGCCCAGGCACUAGGGAAUGUUUGGAGGACGUUAGUAUGCCCUCCUUUGGUGUAUCGGGUGUCUCAUGCGCUCGUUGCCCGACAAUGCAGUCCCAACAAAUCUGUGACAUAUCAGCGCCUUCUUACAACAGCAGUGGAUUUGCGACCAUGACUUCCAAGAGUAUGGGACGAAGUCAAUCGCAGGGCCCCAAUUCCAGAGUUCAACAAUCGCCGAUUAUGAAUAACUCCUGCCGAGUUCAAAGUGAAUGCCUUCAAAAUGUAACAAUGCCAUCGUUUGGCAACAUUUCAACUGUCAGUACCUCGAGUCGGCGAGACUUGCCAAUGACUAGCGAGUGUCUGAGCAACGUGACACCGCCCUCCUUUGGUCGCAGUGGCAACACACAGGAGCUGUGGAACAUUAGCGCACCGGUCUUUGAAUCGUCAGCCAAUUUGCGCAAGCCUCGCUCUGAGCCGUCGUAUGAAUGCGAUGCUCUGGAGGACGAGAGUGCUCCCAGCUUUGGCUUCAACAGUCAGGCCAUGAAAAGUAUAUAUCAGAUACCGACGGCUAAUUCGAGCAAUUCUGUAUACAGCGGCACGGCGGCACGACAAGUUCGUAGUUUUCCGUGCAUCAGUCAACAAAAUAUCGGCGACAUAUCUGCCCCCUCAAUGGUCAGUAGUCGGGUAGACUGCCAACUGGACUCGAGAGGUCAGCCCUACCCAACCGAAUAUCCAUUUAGCAAAAGUCGUUCUCAGUCCAAACAGAGCAGCCGAUACACCAACUGCAAUUUGGACUGUGAAGCCGUCGAAAAUAUUACAGAGCCAUCGAUGUUGGCCAAUAGCACGAUGUAUGGUCAAAUGGCUACGGAGCAAAGCCAAUGUCUUGCGGAUGUGAGCGCACCAUCCGGAAUGGAAUCACAAUUUUCGACAUUGUGCUCGAAACUAACUAACGAAGAAUCCUAUCCUAGCGAAAUGCUACAAGAUGUCAGUGCACCAUCCUAUGCGAAUAGCAUAAACCGUUCACAGUCCAAGCAAACCACCCGAGUCACCACCUGCACCUUGAACUGCGAGAACAUCGAGAAUGUUACAGAGCCAUCAAUACUGACCAAUAGCGCGAGAUUCGGUAAAAUUGUAUCCGAGCGAUUAAGGGAAGCCAGUCAACAUUUGGCGGAUGUGAGCGCACCAUCGGGAAUGGAUUCGCAUUAUUCGAAUGUGGAGUCAAAUAUCAUGGAUGUGAGUGAGCCAUGUGAAAUGUUUUGCAGCGAUGUAUGCGCUGAGGAGGGUAACGCCUCGGAACGGGGACAGCUUGACAAAAGCGAUCCAAGAGCUACGAAUUCAUCGCCUAGUAUGAAGAGAGGCGAGGGUAGUGCUCUAACCGGCCAGCGGAACAAUCAAGAUGAACAAUCGCCAACCGAUUGUCCAUGCCCAAGUACGGUAGAUGUAGAGGCUAAGAAGUCUUCGACUUCUGGGCAGGGGGUUGCAGGUGCCCAGGACAGCAAAAAACGGGAUUCGAAUGCGGGUAAGAAGAGCAUUCAAUCCAUAAAUGACAUAUCGAUGCCGGAGUUCGAGAGCACACCCAUCAGUCAAUCGCCUCGUGAAUCGAAUCGUAAGAACAGCACUGCGAUCUCGGACAUCACUGAGCCCAGCUUUGGGCCGUCUCUUCAAUCCACAAAUAAGACGCAGGAUACAACUGGUUCAUACCACGGCUUUGAUUCAAUGGAUAACUAUGCGCCGUUCGACGAGCUUAUCAAUUCGAGGCCAGAAAACUGUGAGCCGCCAACGCCUCAGCCGGUGCGCUCCAAGCCGAACGAUUGCCCAGCUACUCCAAAACCGAGACCCAAAACUCCCCAAAAAGGUCAUUGCACAUGUGGCGUAAAUGGGAAUACGCGAUCCAGUGCGAAACAGAGAAGUCGUAAUACUAACCGAUAGAGUUUAUGUUCACGCACUCAUAGAACGUGUUCAUGGUCAUGUUCAUUCUGAGCCACAUUCUCACGGUAGAUUUUCCUGCAACACACAAAUAUUUAUAAAUUCAUACAUGUUUAGCCUGAAAAAAUUAACGAAAUUCGAGUAUAAAUAAAUUGGAAGUGCAGUA